Molecule: messenger RNA, 6970 nt
Organism: Plectropomus leopardus (leopard coralgrouper)
Lineage: Eukaryota; Metazoa; Chordata; Actinopteri; Perciformes; Serranidae
Source: RefSeq, a predicted model, not a curated record
CCGCACGCACUGGGAAGGAAGAUAGCAGCAACAAUAUGGCGACAGCCGCAGUUACUCUCGACUCUUUUCUACAUCUGCAGAUCAGUGACAGCUGUCUGGAUUUCUGUUAAUGCGAGAAAAAAGCUGGAUGUCUGGGAUGGAAAACAAAUAAAGAGGAAAUAGCUGCAGGAUGAAAACAUGGCCGCACCCCUUAUUGCACCCCCAGGACCUGACAGCUUCAAGAAAUUCACCCCGGAGUCGCUCGCUAACAUCGAGAAGCGCAUCAAUGACGAGAAGAACAAGAAGCCACCCAAGCCCAGAUCGGACAGUAGUCACCGCGACACGUCCGACGAGAAUGAACCCAAGCCCAACAGUGACCUGGAGGCUGGGAAGAGCCUGCCGUUCAUCUACGGCGAUGUUCCUGAUGGAAUGUCGGGCACACCGCUGGAGGAUUUGGAUCCAUACUACCUAAACACGAAAACAUUUAUAGUCAUCAACAAAGGGAAAACAAUCUUCCGCUUCAGUGCCACGCCCUCCUUGUACAUCUUAAGCCCUUUUAAUUUAUUUAGGCGAAUAGCUAUUAAGAUUUUGAUACAUUCGUUAUUCAGCAUGAUCAUCAUGUGUACGAUUUUGACCAACUGUAUAUUCAUGACAUUUAGUGACCCCCCAGAGUGGUCCAAACAAGUAGAGUAUACCUUCACAGGUAUCUAUACGUUUGAGUCGCUCACAAAAAUUGUUGCCCGAGGCUUCGCUAUAGAUGGGUUCACCUUUCUCCGAGACCCAUGGAACUGGCUGGAUUUCAUGGUCAUCUCAAUGGCAUAUAUAACAGAGUUUGUGGACCUUGGGAAUGUGUCGGCGCUGAGAACGUUCAGGGUUCUCCGAGCUUUGAAAACAAUUUCUGUCAUUCCAGGCCUGAAGACCAUUGUGGGUGCUCUGAUCCAGUCUGUGAAGAAGCUGUCGGAUGUGAUGAUCCUGACCGUCUUCUGUCUCAGCGUGUUUGCUCUGAUUGGACUGCAGCUCUUUAUGGGGAACCUGCGGCAGAAGUGUGUAAUCUGGCCCAUCAACAUGACUGAGCAGUACCUGGCAAAUGGCAGCAGGGGCUUUGACUGGGGCGAAUACAUCAUGAAUGACACUAAUUUCUACAUCCUCCCUGGUCAGCUUGAUGCUCUACUAUGUGGAAACAGCUCUGACUCAGGGCGAUGUCCAGAAGGCUUCACAUGUAUGAAAGCCGGAAGGAACCCCAACUAUGGUUACACCAGCUUUGACAGCUUCGGGUGGGCUUUCCUCACCCUCUUUCGUCUCAUGACUCAAGACUUCUGGGAAAAUCUCUACAUGCUGACUCUACGAGCCGCAGGGAAGACCUACAUGAUCUUCUUUGUGCUGGUCAUCUUUGUGGGCUCCUUCUACCUGGUGAAUCUCAUCUUGGCUGUGGUGGCCAUGGCUUAUGAGGAGCAGAACCAGGCCACUAUUGAGGAGGCGGAACAGAAAGAAGCUGAAUUCAAGGCCAUGCUGGAGCAGCUCAAGAAGCAGCAGGAGGAAACCCAGGCUGCUGCCAUGGCAACAUCUGCAGGCACGGUGUCAGAGGCUGCGUUAGAGGAUGAAGGAGGAGGGCACUUGUCCCGCAGCUCCUCUGAGGUCUCCAAGCUGAGCUCCAAGAGUGCCAAGGAGCGCCGCAAUCGCAAGAAGAAAUGGCGUCAGAAAGAGCAGGAGAAAGAGAAAGGAGACAGUGAGAAGGUUGUUAAGUCUGAGUCAGACGAUGGCAGCAAGAAAAGCACCAUUCGUUUCCCAGGAAGCCGGCUUGGGAGAAAGACGUCCAUUAUGAACCAGUCACUACUCAGCAUCCCAGGCUCUCCCUUCAUGUCGCGCCACAACAGUCGCAGCAGCAUCUUCAGCUUCAAAGGCCGUUCCAAGGACAUGGGCUCAGAGAACGAGUUUGCAGACGAUGAGCACAGUACGGUAGAGGAGAGUGAAGACCGUCGAGGCUCCCUGUUUAUCCCCUACCGCCGCAACAGCUACAGUGGCUACAGCCAAGGCUCAUCACGCAUCCACCCGCUGGCACCCCACUCUGGAGGGAAGAGGAACAGCACGGUGGACUGCAAUGGCGUGGUGUCUCUCAUCGGCCCUGGGCCCGGCAGACGGCUUCUGCCUGAGACUACUGACGUGGAGAUUAAGAAGAAGCACUCUGGCUCUCUCAUGGUAUCUGUGGAUCAGCUCAACUCCUCCUUCAAAGGAAAAGACCGUGCCAACAGUCAGAUGAGCGUAGUCACCAACACACUCUUAGAGGAGUUGGAGGAGUCUCAGAGGAAGUGUCCUCCUUGUUGGUACAAGUUUGCCAAUGUCUUCCUCAUCUGGGAAUGCUUUCCCAUGUGGCUGAAGAUCAAGCACAUUGUCUACUUGAUCGUCAUGGACCCAUUUGUUGACCUGGCCAUCACCAUCUGUAUCGUCCUCAACACCCUCUUCAUGGCCAUGGAGCACUACCCCAUGACUGAACAUUUUGAGGGGGUCCUGUCUGUCGGCAACCUGGUGUUCACAGGCAUCUUUGCUGGGGAGAUGUUUGCCAAGCUGAUUGCCAUGGAUCCCUACUACUACUUCCAGGAAGGCUGGAACUGCUUUGAUGGCUUCAUUGUGACGCUGAGUUUAGUUGAGCUGGGGCUGCAAGAUGUGGAGGGUCUGUCAGUGCUCAGGUCAUUCCGAUUGUUAAGAGUGUUCAAACUAGCCAAAUCAUGGCCCACCCUCAACAUGCUGAUCAAGAUCAUCGGUAACUCAGUGGGAGCUCUGGGUAAUCUGACCCUGGUGCUGGCCAUCAUCGUCUUCAUCUUUGCCGUGGUGGGCAUGCAGCUGUUUGGCAAAAGCUACAAGGAUUGUGUGUGCAAGAUCGCCCAGUCCUGUGAACUGCCCCGCUGGCACAUGAAUGACUUCUUCCACUCCUUCCUGAUUGUGUUCAGAGUGUUGUGUGGGGAGUGGAUUGAAACUAUGUGGGACUGUAUGGAGGUGGCAGGACAAAGCAUGUGCCUCAUCGUCUUUAUGAUGGUCAUGGUCAUCGGAAACCUGGUGGUGCUGAACCUGUUCCUGGCCUUGUUGCUGAGCUCAUUCAGUGCAGACAACCUCGCUGCCACAGAUGACGAUGGCGAGCCCAACAACCUCCAGCUUGCAGUCGCCCGUAUUAAGAAAGGGAUUGCCUGGUUCAAGAUUAACAUGAGGCUCUUCAUAGCCACAGUGCUCAAGAAGCAACCAAUAGAGGAUGAACAGAAGCCUCUGGAUGAAAUGUACGAGAAGAAGCUCAACUGCAUUGCAAACCACACAGUGGACAUCAACCGUGAAUUAGACUACGCUAAAAAUGGCAAUGGCACCACCAGUGGCAUUGGGAGCAGUGUGGGAAAGUACAUGAUUGAUGAGGACUACAUGUCCUUCAUCCACAACCCCAACCUCACGGUCUGCGUUCCUAUCGCUGUUGGUGAGUCGGACUUUGAAAACCUGAACACGGAAGAUUUCAGCAGUGAAUCGGAUGUGGAGAACAGUAAAGAUCUGGAUGACACCAGUUCGUCUGAGGGCAGCACGAUAGACAUCAAGCCUGAUGUGGAGGAGGUUGCAGUGGUGGAGGUAGUGGAGGAGUAUGUUGACCCAGACCCCUGCUGGACAGACGAGUGUGUAGCCAAAUACAAAUGCUGUGACGUUCCCAUCACUCACGGCUGGGGGAAGAGCUGGUGGUUCCUGAGGAAGACCUGCUACCUGAUUGUAGAACAUAACUGGUUUGAAACCCUCAUCAUCUUCAUGAUCCUGCUCAGCAGUGGAGCCUUGGCCUUCGAGGAUGUGUACAUUGAGCAGAGGAAGACAAUCCGCAUCAUUCUGGAGUACGCUGAUCGGGUUUUCACCUACAUCUUCAUCCUGGAGAUGUUGCUGAAAUGGGUGGCCUACGGCUUUGUCAAGUACUUCACUAAUGCCUGGUGUUGGUUAGACUUUUUCAUUGUGGAUGUGUCUAUAGUCAGCCUUAUAGCUAAUGCGUUGGGCUACUCCGAUCUAGGCCCGAUUAAAUCACUCAGGACACUGAGGGCCUUGAGACCCCUCAGGGCCCUGUCACGUUUUGAAGGGAUGAGGGUGGUGGUGAACGCCUUGGUGGGUGCUAUCCCCUCCAUCAUGAAUGUGCUGCUGGUGUGUCUCAUCUUCUGGCUCAUCUUCAGCAUCAUGGGUGUCAACCUGUUUGCUGGAAAGUAUUACUACUGUUACAACGAGACAGCUGAGGAGAACUUCCUCCCCCAUGUCGUCAACAAUAAAACGGAGUGUUUUGCAUUCAUUAAUGCAAACUAUACUGAAGUCAGAUGGAAAAACGUCAAGAUCAAUUUUGACAAUGUUGGUGCAGGAUACCUGGCGCUCCUGCAAGUGGCAACAUUUAAAGGGUGGAUGGACAUCAUGUAUGCAGCAAUAGAUUCUAGAAAGGUGGAGGACCAGCCUGUCUAUGAGGACAACUUGUACAUGUACAUCUACUUUGUCAUCUUCAUCAUCUUUGGAUCGUUCUUCACUUUAAACCUCUUCAUCGGUGUCAUCAUUGAUAACUUCAAUCAACAAAAGAAAAAGUUUGGAGGUCAGGAUAUCUUCAUGACGGAAGAGCAGAAGAAAUAUUACAAUGCCAUGAAGAAACUAGGGUCAAAGAAGCCACAAAAACCAAUCCCCAGGCCUCAGAACAACAUCCAGGGCAUGGUGUUUGACUUUGUGACGCAGCAGGUGUUUGACAUCUCCAUCAUGAUCCUCAUUUGCCUCAACAUGGUCACCAUGAUGGUGGAGACAGACGAUCAGACGGAGGACACGGAACUAGUGCUUUACUGGGUCAACUUCAUCUUUAUCGUGGUCUUCACUGGCGAGUUUUUAUUGAAGCUCUUCGCACUGCGGCACUACUACUUCACCAACGGUUGGAACAUCUUUGAUGUGGUUGUGGUCAUCCUUUCAAUUGUGGGAAUGUUUCUGGCUGACCUGAUCGAGAAGUACUUUGUGUCACCAACACUCUUCAGGGUGAUUCGUCUGGCUCGUAUCGGCAGGAUCCUACGUCUCAUCAAGGGGGCCAAAGGAAUCAGAACUCUGCUGUUUGCCCUGAUGAUGUCACUUCCCGCCUUGUUCAACAUUGGCCUCCUGCUUUUCCUGGUUAUGUUCAUUUUCUCCAUCUUUGGCAUGUCCAACUUUGGCUAUGUGAAACACGGGGCUGGGAUCGAUGACAUGUACAACUUUGAGACCUUCGGCAACAGCAUGAUCAUUCUGUUUAUGAUCACCACGUCAGCUGGCUGGGACGGCCUGCUGCUGCCCAUUCUCAACUACCCUCCAGACUGUGACCCUUAUCUGGAGAACGCUGGCACCCCCGCUACGGGAGACUGUGGCAACCCUUCUGUGGGCAUCUUCUUCUUUGUCAUGUAUAUCAUCAUUUCUUUCCUCAUUGUGGUCAACAUGUACAUCGCCAUCAUCCUGGAGAACUUCAGCGUGGCCACAGAGGAGAGUGCAGACCCACUCAGCGAGGAUGACUUUGAGACCUUUUAUGAGAUUUGGGAGAAGUUUGACCCCGAUGCGUCUCAAUUCAUCACCUACGCCAAGCUUUCUGACUUUGCUGACGCACUUGAACACCCACUCCGAGUCCCCAAGCCAAACACCAUUGAACUGAUCGCCAUGGACAUGCCUAUGGUGAGCGGCGACCGCAUCCACUGCCUGGACAUCCUGUUUGCCUUCACUAAGCGUGUGCUGGGAGACAGCGGCGAGUUGGACAUGUUGAGGCAACAAAUGGAGGAGCGUUUUGUGGCCGCCAAUCCCUCCAAGGUCUCAUACGAGCCAAUCACCACCACCCUGAGGCGCAAGCAGGAGGAUGUUUCAGCCAGAAUCAUUCAGAGGGCCUACCGCUCCUACCUGGCCAGGCGGGGUUUCGUCUGUAAGCGCAAACCAGCCAAUAACAAAGUGGAGAACGGCGGGAACAAUGCAGAACAAGAAAAGAAGGAGGGCACCCCCUCAACUGCCUCCCUGCCCUCUUAUGACAGUGUAACCAAACCUGACAAGGAGAAACAGGAUGACAACAAUGAGGGCAAGGGAGGGAGGAAAGAGAAAGGAAGAAACCAAAAAGACAUCAGGGAAUCUAAAUGUUAGAGCAUUGGAAUAAUAAUCACAGUAAUAACAAUAAAAAUUAUAAUAAUGUAACUUCAAGCAAAGCGAGAGGAAACUCACCCACACAGAUGUACAGAUUAUUUCAUUUGCAAGUCAGAAAAAAAUACUACUCAAUAAUUUUGUUUACAGACUUCAUUCUUAUAUUGAUGCGGAGGGAAGCAGCUUGGUCUGUUACAGCUUGAAGACUCUUGAACUUCAGUCAAAACCAAACAUAAUCAGCAUACUGUGUGACAUUGUUGUAUCUAGACUUCUGAUCUUAACAAAAGGGAAUGAAACAGACAAGGAAAUGUCUGUGUCUGCUGAAAGGCAGAUUGCUCACUUUACCACUGGUCUACAGAUUAAGACAAGUAACUCUACACCAAGAGGUGGAAUGAAAAAAAAAACACUAAAGGAAUCCAGCGCCUGGACGCAAGUAAUGGAUUCCUAUGGAAGACAGUGUUGUGAAGGAAAAACAAGGAUGCUGCUUGAUGCUGAAGAAUUGUCCUCUUAAAGCAGCCAACGAGGGCUUCUGUGUCAUUUAGUACUGAAAUGUAUUAGAGGAGCAAAUAUGACACGAGAGCAAACAGAAGGAUGACUGGUGAGUGAAAGACACAAAUGACAGAGCGUUGGAAGUACUUUUCUGUUUUAUUAAAGCUAGAAAUUGUUCAUUUGAGCAGCAAAAAUGCAAACAGACAAAAAAAAAGAACAAUAUUCAACAUUUUGCCCAUGUCACUUAACUCUUCUACUCAUUUUAUCUUUGUUAUACCCACAUCGAAAAACGCUUUUUUUACAUGGGCUUUCACACCAAUUGGUUAAGGGUCUGUUUAUUAUGGGGUCAACUCGGGCCAAGGGCUUACAUUUACUCAGAAAGAUUUCCAAA